Molecule: messenger RNA, 881 nt
Organism: Colias croceus (clouded yellow)
Lineage: Eukaryota; Metazoa; Arthropoda; Insecta; Lepidoptera; Pieridae
Gene: Taf9
Product: transcription initiation factor TFIID subunit 9
Exons: 3
Coding region: 143-841 (232 amino acids)
Biological process (GO): RNA polymerase II preinitiation complex assembly; DNA-templated transcription initiation
Cellular component (GO): transcription factor TFIID complex; SAGA complex
Molecular function (GO): protein heterodimerization activity; transcription coactivator activity; RNA polymerase II general transcription initiation factor activity
Source: RefSeq, a predicted model, not a curated record
AUACGAAAAUAAUUAAUAAUUAUCUUAUUUCUAAUAUUUUUGGGUUACUCUGUAUUAUAUUCUAAUUUGUUUUGAUAAUUUUAUAAAUGUUGCAUUAAAUUUUACCUAUUUUUUAACCUAAUUAGCUACCACAUUCACAAAAAUGUCUGAAAAAGAUAAAUCGAAAGCAAGCAACCAAACAAAACACAUCCCAAAAGAUGCUCAAGUGAUUAUGUCUAUCAUGAAAGAAGUUGGUAUCACAGACUAUGAGCCACGGGUGGUAAAUCAGCUUUUAGAAUUCACCUACAGAUAUGUAACUUCUGUGUUGGACGACGCGCGUGUUUUUGCCAAUCACGCUAAGAAAAAGACUAUAGACCUAGAUGAUGUUAGACUUGCUGUGCAAAUGCAGUUGGAUAAGUCCUUCACGAGUCCGCCGCCCAGAGAAGUGUUGCUGGAACUCGCUAGAGUUAAGAAUGUUAAUCCACUCCCUUUGAUCAAACCACACUGUGGAUUAAGAUUACCACCUGACCGUUACUGCCUAUCAGCCUGCAAUUACCGUCUAAAAUCAGUCACAAAGAAGACAACAGCCAAGCCUCCAGUCCCCACCACUCCAACAAUCAAAACAGUCACAGCUCCCAAAUCCUCACAGAAUGUUGUUGUGAAGAGACCGCCGGGGGCCAUUGUUAACGUCAGCACUAAGGCAGCUCCAAAACCUGUCCUUAAAUUUACUUCAGGGAGUAAGGUAGUGGCCAAGCCAGCAGUGCGUGUGACUGCUGGUCCUCCGCAACAGAAUCCAGUUAAAAUGGAGAUCGAUGAAAUUUCACAGAAAAGAAAGAGGGAAGAUGAUGACUAUGAUAUGUAAAUUUAUUUAGUUUAAGAGUAAUUAAAGUACUUUUUUUUUA